Messenger RNA from Ananas comosus (pineapple), 1247 nucleotides. Its product is annotated as expansin-A1-like. NCBI's taxonomy places the organism in Eukaryota, Viridiplantae, Streptophyta, Magnoliopsida, Poales, Bromeliaceae. Gene Ontology annotation, biological process: plant-type cell wall organization. Gene Ontology annotation, cellular component: extracellular region. The record is from RefSeq and is a predicted model, not a curated record. The coding region runs from base 50 to 823 and encodes 257 amino acids. The transcript is spliced from 3 exons.
UCUACAUUCAUCUUUCUCUCUCUCUCUCUCUUUGUCUCUCUACAUUGAGAUGGGGAUUAGCACAUUUUUUGUAGCAUUUGUCAUGUGUUUAAUGUGCUUAAGUGGUACCAGAGUCGAUGGUUUCGCGUCUUCGGGUUGGAACAGAGCUACCGCAACGUUCUAUGGCGGGAGCGACGCCUCCGGAACUAUGGGUGGAGCUUGUGGCUACGGUAACUUGUACUCGACCGGGUACGGGACCGACACUGCGGCUCUAAGCACGGCUCUGUUUAAUGACGGGGCGUCGUGCGGGCAGUGCUACAUGAUCACGUGCGACUACCAAUCAGACUCCCAGUGGUGCUUAAAGGGGGCGUCGGUGAUGAUCACCGCAACGAACUUUUGCCCGCCGAACUACGCCCUCCCAAAUGACGACGGCGGUUGGUGCAACCCGCCUCGCCAGCACUUUGACAUGGCUCAGCCUGCAUGGGAAAAGAUCGGCAUCUACCGCGGGGGUAUCGUACCUGUGUUGUAUCAAAGGGUUCCAUGUGCGAAGCAAGGGGGAGUGAGAUUCACAAUCAAUGGGCUAAACUACUUUGAGCUCGUGCUCAUAUCGAACGUCGGCGGAAGUGGAGCGAUCCAAUCGGUGUCCAUCAAGGGCUCGAACACUGGAUGGAUGACGAUGUCGCGAAACUGGGGAGUCAACUGGCAAUCCAAUGCGUACCUGAACGGUCAAUCCAUCUCCUUCAGUGUGACCACUGACGACGGCCAAACCCUAGAGUUCCCGGACAUAGCCCCGUCGGAUUGGAGCUUUGGGCAAACCUUUACAAGCUCUUUGCAGUUCUCCUAGUAAAGAAAACAAGACUCUCCAGAGUUAGAAUAGUGCUAUUAAUGGAGUCAAAUUUAUUAUUUACAGAUAGAUUCAUUCGACUAGAUUCAAUGAAUCUAAUCCAAGCAUAGUAAAGUUAUUUUAUAAUAAUACUAGCGUGAAAGUUGGGCUAAGUUUCCAGAAUUUAGGAUGGCUGAGGCGUGCUUUCGCUUUUUUUGGCUAAAGUUGCCCGCCAAUCUAUUUAUGAAACACCCAUUUUAGCAGGUGAUAGAUUUAUACAUUUAUGAAAAAAGAACUUUUCCUGAGUUAUAAAUUACUAAAUUCAGGAACAAGUUGCUGGUGUUGUCAAUUUCAUCUUCAUCUCAGAUUAUGUAAUAUUUUUCCUAACUAUGUAUCGCCGGUUUCGAUCUUACCACAUGUAAUGAGUCAUUGGUAUGAGUAAUAA